Eimeria necatrix is the source of this 1332-nucleotide messenger RNA. RefSeq lists its product as hypothetical. The annotation marks the transcript as partial. Gene Ontology annotation, molecular function: ATP hydrolysis activity. Gene Ontology annotation, cellular component: cytosol; peroxisomal membrane. The record is from RefSeq and is a predicted model, not a curated record. Gene Ontology annotation, biological process: protein import into peroxisome matrix. Lineage: Eukaryota; Apicomplexa; Conoidasida; Eucoccidiorida; Eimeriidae. The transcript has 4 exons.
AUGAAUUCUCAGGAGCUUUUGAAUUCUCCGAUGAAGAAACAGAAAAAAAAGCUGCUUCGGAAUUUGCGGGGUGGGGGUUUGCUGCUGCUGGCAGCUGAGGUGUCUGUACACCUCAGGCCCUGCAUGCACGCAUGCAUGCAUGCAUGCAUGCACGCAUGCAUGCAUGCAUGCAUGCAUGCAUGCAUGCAUGUGUGGGGCUGCCACAGGUUGACCAAUGGUCUGACCAUUGAGGACUCGAAGCGACUCUUCGGCUGUCUCGUCGACGCAGCAGCAGAGGGCCUCAGCAGCAGCAGCAGCAGCAGCAGCAGCGGCAGCAACAGCAGCAGCAACAACAGCAGCAGCAGCAGACACAGAGCAGGAGGGCCCUCUGCUGCUGCUGAAGCCCUUGAGGCGGAUAAGGGGCUGAUUGUGUUGAGUCAGCAGCUGCGUUUGUCUCCCAAAACUCUUCGGUCUCUGACGAAACCUUUUAUCUCAAGCAGCGACACUUCGACUGCGAGCAUUCCCGAAGUGCACUGGGCCGACGUGGGCGGAAUGGAAGACGCGAAGGAGCACAUUAGGCAGCUCAUCACUUUGCCUCUCAAACACCCCAAGCUCUUUUCCACUGCCCUCGGGCUGCGGCCAAACGUGCUGCAGGCGGCGGCCCUGGGGGCGUGGGGCUGUAUAGACCACGAGGCGGAGCCGCUGGGGUGUACGUACACCGUGGACUUGCUGCUGCCUGGCCCCGCAGCAGCAGCAGCAGCAGCAGCAGGGGGUGCUGCAGCAGCAGCAGCAGCAGAGGCCCCGAAGGCGCAGCUGCGGCUAAUGAGCAACACAGAAGUGAAGGGGGGAGGGGAGGUGGAAUGCCUCCAGGUGUGGCUGGGGUGUAUGUACACCUCAGCAGAAGCAGCAGCAGCAAGCGAAAACGAAAAAGAAGAAACGAAAACUGAGGAUCUCUUCUGGGCAGUGAGCACGCUGCCUGCAGCAGCAGCAGCAGCAGCAGCAGCGGGCGCCUGCAGCGGCGGGACCCUGCAGCUGCUGCUCCCGGCCGCUCCCCCCGAGCCGCCGCCGCCGCAGCAGCAGCAGCAGCAGCAGCAGCAGCAGCAGCAGCAGCAGCAGGAGGGGGCUUGUGCUGCGCGGCUCAACGGCCACAAAGCUGCAGCGUGGGCCCCAGCUAACUCCAGCCCCAAAAACUUUCUUUGCAUGCAUUUGGGGCCCCCCCCCUGUUUUUUAUUUUCUGUGCAUGUGCUGUACGUACACCUGAAAAAGGCCCUGCAGGAACUGCGGCCUUCAGUUUCCGCCCAGGACUUGCGGCGCUACGAGCGGCUGCGCGAGCAGUACGCGGCGCUGCUUUGA